AUGACGACAACAAUACGGUCAUUGAGACCAGCUGCCGGGCUCAUCCAAACCACAUCGCGACGCAUACCAAGCAGAUCACAGUCUAUACCGCGCAUACAACGCUCCACACCAAGCGCAUCGCGACCCAUCUCAGCCACUACCAGCACCCCAAUCGGCCCACCCUUGAACAUUCCCAAAUGGGUCUCGGAAAACGCACACAUGCUCAAGCCCCCAAUAAACAACUACUGCGUCUACAACGACUCGGUAACCGUCAUGAUUGUCGGCGGCCCCAACCAACGCACAGACUACCACAUCAACGAAACCCCCGAAUGGUUCUACCAAUACAAAGGCUCCAUGCUCCUCAAAAUCGUCGAUGAAACACAGGCCCCCGGCAGCCAGUUCUGCGACAUCCACAUUCACGAGGGCGACAUGUUUCUUUUACCACCAAACACGCCGCAUAACCCCGUCAGGUUCAAGGAUACGGUGGGCGUGGUGCUGGAGCAGAAGAGGCCGGAGGGGAGUUUGGAUCGCCUGAGGUGGUAUUGUCAGGAGUGUGGGGACAAGGUGUAUGAGGAGGCUUUUCACUGUACGGAUUUGGGCACGCAGAUUAAGGAGGCGGUGAAUGCGUUUAAAGCGGAUGUGGGCAAGAGGACGUGUAGGAAUUGUGGGACUGUGUGCGAUACGGCGCCUAAAUCAAAGGAUUGA
Molecule: messenger RNA, 684 nt
Organism: Bipolaris sorokiniana ND90Pr
Lineage: Eukaryota; Fungi; Ascomycota; Dothideomycetes; Pleosporales; Pleosporaceae
Exons: 2
Coding region: 1-684 (227 amino acids)
Biological process (GO): quinolinate metabolic process; 'de novo' NAD+ biosynthetic process from L-tryptophan
Cellular component (GO): cytoplasm
Molecular function (GO): iron ion binding; 3-hydroxyanthranilate 3,4-dioxygenase activity
Source: RefSeq, a predicted model, not a curated record